Molecule: messenger RNA, 3085 nt
Organism: Megalobrama amblycephala (Wuchang bream)
Lineage: Eukaryota; Metazoa; Chordata; Actinopteri; Cypriniformes; Xenocyprididae
Gene: znf740b
Product: zinc finger protein 740b
Exons: 7
Coding region: 961-1863 (300 amino acids)
Biological process (GO): regulation of transcription by RNA polymerase II
Cellular component (GO): nucleus
Molecular function (GO): DNA-binding transcription factor activity, RNA polymerase II-specific; RNA polymerase II cis-regulatory region sequence-specific DNA binding
Source: RefSeq, a predicted model, not a curated record
UAUUACUGUAUUUUUGGACAAAUAAAUGCAGCCUUGAUGCAUACAUAAGGCACUUCUUUCAAAAGCAUGAAAAAAUCUUAAUUAUUUUAAACUUUUGAUUGGCAGUGUAAGUAUUUAUAUAAUUUGACACCUAAUUCAGGUCUUAGGGUCUCCACUAAUGAGCUGACUAUAUAUAUAUAAAACAGAUAUAUGUAUAAUAUAUAAUGUAUAAUAAAUAAGGAAAACAUCCAAAAUGUGCAGCACAGGGGCCUCCAGGAUCAGGAUUGAGAACCACUGCAGAAACUGUAUAUCUGUAAACCUGAAUGGAUAAAAUGAUUGACUGGCAGAAAGCAUUUGUGGCUAAAGCGUGGGCCGAUCCUCUUUUCAGAGCCUAGGGCUGUCCCAGAGACAGGUGUGAUCUGUUAUGACACUUAUUUCAGUGAUAUCUGUCAGAUUUUAUGUGCGCUUUACAUUUAGGUAUGCAAAAGAUUUUUAUUUUAGAAAAUGUAUUUGAUUUUUUUUGGUGCCAAUAAUUUAAUAAGGAUAUUUUAUGAUAUAAUGACUUUGUUAAAUUGAGAAUUUGUUAAAUAAUUAGUGACUGCCGUUUUGUUUAACACAAUAUAUGGGUAUAUAUGUCAUUUAUAGGUCAGCUGAAUAUUUUCCUUUAGCUUUAUUUUGCUUUGUUUAGAGAUUUGUAAAUUAAAACACCGAUAUUUGUCACAAAAACCUAUAUUUUCCCGUUUUCAAAGUGUAAUUGCGCAAGAAGCUCACCAUUUUACAUAUUAAUAAAACAAAUCCCUUCAUAACACUCGUGGACUUUAUUUACACCGGAAGUAGCUUGCCAGUGUGGUGAUCACGUGACAGACGCUCUCCCUAGAGAGCACUUCCGGUAACGUUUCCUGUGUUUGUAAACUGAAAAAAUUGUCCGACAAGAAAAUAUUGGGCUACUGUAAAAGAAGAAGAGUAAGGCUUGGGCCCCUGAUGAUUGGGGCUUGUGUGGUCUCUAAACAUUCUCCCUGCCCAGAGCGAAGCUCUCUGUACCCCAACACACACACACACACUCUCACCACAGCGAUGUCACACCUUUCCAACAGCUCAGUGCGAGAUCACAUGAAGUGGGCUGGGUUGCUGGGCUGUGAAGCGGUGCUGUCCAGCAUGGCACUCAUGCAGGCCGGCUCCAUGUCCAGCCAUAAGAAGAUGGGCUCUCAUCUGGGCCAGGGACAGAGAGAAAACAAUCACAGCCACAAUCACAGCCAGAACCACAACCAGGACUCCCACAGCCAACACGGACACAUGGUGCUGCCCUCAGGAGUCAGCUGCCCACCACUUCUCAUCCGCAAGGACGGAGAGUUUCACUCAUCCAGGCUCCUGGAUGAAAAAAACAUGCAGGCCAGACAGAACUUGCAGCCAAAGAAGAAGAACAGGAAGUCUGGACUUCCCACCAAAAUGAGAGAAAAGCCCCAGGUGGAGAUUCCUGAGGUUAAUGACGAUAACUCACUCGGCUCUCAAGUGCAGAAGAAUUUCAUAUGUGAGCACUGCUACAGUGCUUUCCGCAGUAGUUACCAUCUCAAACGGCACAUUCUCACCCAUACGGGGGAAAAGCCAUUCGGCUGUGAUAUGUGUGACAUGAGGUUUAUUCAGCGCUACCACCUGGAGAGACAUAAGCGUGUUCACAGCGGUGAGAAGCCUUAUCAGUGUGACCGCUGCCAACAGAACUUUUCCAGAACUGACCGGUUACUACGGCAUCGACGUUUGUGUGCCGUGGGCAUCCCUAAAGAGGAGAACCAGCCGUGCUGUGAGGGACGGCCAUACUCUCAGGACCCCUCCCAGCACACGGCGUCCUGGAGCCCACUGCAGACAAACAACAGCAGGCUGGCAGUGUGACAGCCUUCCGAUCGCUCGUACAAACCUCUUUCCAGCAAACACAAUGGACUCGCUGCGGCCAACACGACCUGAACGGGGUUUGAACCUGUAAACUGUUUAAAGACUAUAAUGCGUCCAGCUCUGAUCCAAGCGGCUCAACCCCAGUGGACUCUUUAAUACUGGUUAGACUCUGGGAAAUAGCAUAUUUUGUAUUUUAGAUGGUACUAUGAUCAGCAGGCGGGUUAGUUGUGCAUUCAGUCCAGGCAAUAAUGACUUCUGGUAGUUUAGAAUCACUUCCUUUUGUAGUUCCCUCGGAGGACUGUAGAUUGUUGGGAUUCCCAGUGUUACAGUAUUAACCCGUGAACAACUUGAGCCGUAGCACGUGGCUUUUUCAAUCGGAGAAGUUAGCCGUAGUGACCGUAGACACAUUCUGAUAGGAUACGUUUUCUCAGUGUGCACAUCAAUUAAUCAUUUCCUGUUCACUUUAAAUACUGUGAUAACGGCUCGUGACCGUUUCACACAGACUUUUUAAGGUUUUAGCAGAAACAUCUGGAGCAUCGUCCAUCCUGCAUCCACAGGAGAGCUCGUUUUUUGUGGGCUACAUUAUGGUGUCAAGCGUUUGAAGUUGGCCUUUCGGUCAACAUGAACACUGACUUUUCUUUGGGUAUUAGAGAAUGAAUGACAGAUUUCGUCACAGUACGAUGUGACUCAUGCGGUAAGUCUGCUCGCAUCUCAGUUUCUCUUCUGAAGUCACUGGAUUGACUAAGCCGAGCCAAGAAUAACAAAGAAAACCUUUUUAACAGGUUGUAUAGUUCAUAGAGAGACAGAUGUUUAUAUAAAAACCGCUAGUUUUUCGCAGAGGUCUCGUUAUGCGUUUCAUAUUACGUCAACCUCGGCCCUGAACACGGACUUCUGACGCAGUUGAGCUUGAGUUAAUAUAUUUUUUCAGCAUUUUAAAUAAUUUAAUUAGAAACCGUAGUAGUAUUAGACAGCAGUUUCACUGUAUUUUUUUACCUGUACAUUUGCAUGAUCCUAUCAUUAAGUGCACACCGUAAGAAGUUCUUGUAUUGUGAUUGUUUAAAAGAAUGAAAAACACUUGUUUUUGUAACAACAUCAUUUUGAUUCAUUUGUUUGGUAUUUUUUUUACCAAUCUCAAACACAAAGUCUAUUCUUAUCCUGUUAGACACCUUUUAGUGAGUUAAGCUCUAAAACUGACAAUAAAUUUUCUUUUCUUAAAAAAAAA